This is a messenger RNA of Calliphora vicina (urban bluebottle blowfly), 2139 nucleotides long. It is a transcript of the gene Vsx1, whose product is annotated as Visual system homeobox 1. The transcript has 3 exons. Gene Ontology annotation, molecular function: DNA-binding transcription factor activity, RNA polymerase II-specific; sequence-specific double-stranded DNA binding. Gene Ontology annotation, cellular component: nucleus. The coding region runs from base 46 to 2109 and encodes 687 amino acids. The record is from RefSeq and is a predicted model, not a curated record. Gene Ontology annotation, biological process: regulation of transcription by RNA polymerase II. Lineage: Eukaryota; Metazoa; Arthropoda; Insecta; Diptera; Calliphoridae.
AUAAAAAAAAAUUUGUGGCAAAUCUGUGUUGUGCCGUCGGUAAAAAUGCAAGCCACCAAAAUGCGCACUCCCUUCGCCAUACAGGAAAUUUUGGGUUUGGGUGUUGGUUCGGCCGCAGCUGCUGCUGCCGCCGGCUAUCCCCAUCCCGUGCACCUACAUCCACAUCCCGCUCUACCGCCCUCGGCCACCACACCGCCACCCUCCUCACACAAUUCCAGCUCCAGCUCACAGCAUCCACCCACUCAACGUUUGUCGACCUCGUCGCCGCCCUCGGCCCAUACGCCCAGCGAUUGCAAUAAUGCUCCCAUUUCACCUGCCUCUUCGACACAUGGCCGCCAUCGUGACUCCAGAUCUUUGUCGCCCGAUGUCAGCCGUCUGUCAGCAGCUGCUGCUGCUGCCGCCGCGGCCGCUGCUCAUGUGCAAUUACCCGUCUUUAAUCCGGCCAAUUUUUAUGCCGCUGCCGGUUAUACGGCCGCCGAUCAUGCUGGCCAGCUAAAUGCGGCCGCCCAUCAUCAUCACAUGACCACACUGGCGGCUGCUGCCUAUUUGAGAGGAUUUUUACCGCCGGGCUUUAGUACGCCCCAUGAGUUCAGGGGACAUUUUCAGCAGCAUUUUGGUUCACAGUUUGCGGAACAAACCUCACGUGGCAAUAAUGAAUAUCCAGGAUCUCAAACUAAUAACAAUAAUGUAGAGGAAAAUUCACCUAGUAAAUCUAGUUCAACAUCAACGAGCAGCCAAAAUAAUUCCUUAACCUCAAAUGCAAAUACCCCCAAUACAAAUAAUCCAGCAAAUCAACCUUCAACCCCCACCAGACCCACACUGUCACCAGCUGAACAUGCUGCCGCCGCAUUGGCCCAUCAUGCCGCAGCAGCGGCUGCUGCACAUCAUGCUCACUCACACAGUCAUCCUCAUGCCCAUCCCAUGGCUGCACAUCAUGCGGCAGCUGCUGCUGCAGCAGCUCAUCAUCAUGCCACCCAUCAACAUCCCUCAGCCCAUCAUGAAGCCUUCCUAAAUGGCUCGGCCAGUGUAGCAGCAAAUGGCCUGCUUGGCCAUCAUCCGGCUACGGGGCCCGAUGGGGUACUGCUGGGUCCGGCAGGCGGCAGUAAAAAGAAAAAUAAACGUCGUCAUGGUCGUACAAUUUUUACGAGCAAUCAAUUGGAGGAGUUGGAAAAAGCAUUUAAAGAUGCCCACUAUCCGGAUGUCAGUGCCAGGGAAUUGCUGUCAAUGAAAACGGGUUUGGCCGAAGAUCGCAUACAGGUCUGGUUUCAAAAUCGUCGUGCUAAAUGGCGUAAAACUGAAAAAUGCUGGGGUCACAGCACUAAAAUGGCUGAGUACGGUCUGUACGGAGCCAUGGUUAGACAUUCUUUACCUCUGCCUGAAACUAUUAUUAAAUCUGCCAAAGAAGACGAAUCGGUAGCUCCCUGGCUAUUGGGAAUGCAUAAAAAAUCUCUCGAAGCUGCCGAUGUGCUGAAAUCGGAUGACAGUGAUCGUGAAACACCCACCUCGGAUGAUACGAAUACCUCAUAUUCUGCAGGCAGCACACACAAUUCCCCGAUCUCUUCAUUUUCCAUUUCACGACUGCUAUUCGACAACAGCAGUCAUCAUCAGGGCAAACAUAAAGGUCAGUCGCAUGCUAGUGUGGUGCCCGGAAAUCAUGAUCUCAUGACAAAUUCUCAUCAUACGGGCAUGCAACAUCAUCCCUACAAUCAGCAGCAGCAUUUACAUCAUCUCCAGCAAUUGCAUCAGCAACACCAGCAGCAGCAGCAACAACAACAGCAGCAGCAACAGCAUCAACACCAAUUGAUGAUGGCUGAGGCCGCAGAGUUGCAUAGAAGAAGACAGGAGGAGUAUCAAAGGGAGCAACAUCAAAGAGAUUUAAAUUUAAAUACACAUCAACAGCAUCUGCAUCCUCAACAGCAGCAGCAGCAACAGCAAUCCCAAACCCAGUUAACGCGCUUUACGGAUGACAAUGAUGAUGAUCUGAUGGCUGAGGAUGACAACGAUGACGAUGAUUGUGAUAAAGAGGAAAUCGAUAUAUGUGAUGAUACCGAUGAGGAUCCCAUUAAGGAUAUUAAAAUGAUUAAAAGAGAAGAUGUGGAGAAUAGAUGAAAUUUAUUUAUAGAUGUUUUAUUGUAAAUU